This is a messenger RNA of Pecten maximus, 1767 nucleotides long. Its product is annotated as hemicentin-1-like. The transcript is spliced from 9 exons. The coding region runs from base 15 to 1382 and encodes 455 amino acids. The record is from RefSeq and is a predicted model, not a curated record. Gene Ontology annotation, cellular component: extracellular region. Gene Ontology annotation, molecular function: chitin binding. Lineage: Eukaryota; Metazoa; Mollusca; Bivalvia; Pectinida; Pectinidae.
UCUACAAUUCCGUCAUGGCACUUCAUCCUCUAAUUGCUGUUCUACUUUUCAGUGUUAUCGGCUCUUUGUUCAGCGAAACAUCAGCCGCGACAUGCCGAAAAACGUCGACAUGCAAGAAGACACUCUACCGUACCAAGACAUACUACUACACGUGUGGGUCGUGGUGGAGUAGAAGGACAUGUCGUGGUACGAGACAAGAAUCCUACCAAGUUUCAGAGCCUUGUUAUAAGUAUGAAGUAUGUGAACACUGCCAAUGGUCGGAUUGGACCAGUACAUAUGGCAGUUGUUCCGUUAAGUGUGGUGGAGGCUUUCAGACGGUGACUCAAAAGAGGAGUGUGAAGAAAGCGGCAUACAAUGGCGGUAAUGCUUGUACCGGAGGAAGUUCGCAGAAAUUUACACAGUCAUGUAACACAAAUCCAUGUCCAGUUGACUGCAAAUGGAGUGAAUGGGGUACAGCUACCUACAACGACUGCCCGGUCACAUGUGGCGGAGGAAUUCAGAUGGGGUAUCAGCUUAGGAGUAUUGCGAUACAAGAAAAGUAUGGUGGCGAACGAUGUACAGGUGGUGAACGCAAGGAUGUCAGUCGAAGUUGUAAUCCACACCCUUGUCCAAUUGACUGCAAAUGGAGUGAAUGGGGUACAGCUACCUACAACGACUGCCCGGUCACAUGUGGCGGAGGAAUUCAGAUGGGGUAUCAGCUUAGGAGUGUUGAGAUACAAGCAAUGUAUGGUGGCGAACCUUGUAUAGGGGGUGAACGCAAGGAUGUCAGCCGAAGUUGUAAUCCACACCCUUGUCCAAUUGAUGGUGCUUGGUCGGAGUACUCGGACUUUACAACCUGGACUGAAUGUUCAGGAGAGUGUGACCAGAGUAGACAAAGGGACCGAUCCUGUACUAACCCCAGACCUCAGUACGGAGGAGCAGACUGUGAUGGCGAAGCUGUGGAUGUACAAGUCAGGGACUGCUACGAAGGACAAUGUCUUGUCGAAUCAUGCAAGAGCCGGAAGAAGUCCUAUGACCUUCACGCCACGUUGCCUCGCAACUGUAAGCAGUAUGUUUCCUGUAGCCACACCAAUACUGUAAUGGAUUGUGGCAAAGGUACACAUUGGAAUCAAGAGAAACUCACGUGCGACCACGAGGAUGUGGCGGGAUGCAAAGAUGAUGAUGAACCGGAUGAUGAGUCGGAGACCUGCGUUGAUGGAGAGUUCUUCACAGAAAACAACGACCUUACUGUUUUCUUCCGGUGUGAACAUGGAAGAAAUCGAAUCCAAUGUAUUGUCCACCGGGUCUCGUCUUCAAUUCCGAAAUCAACACAUGUGACUGGCCUUAAAAUGGCAAACCACGUGAUGUUAUGGAUUCACAAAUUUCGGCUUUAUUCCCUUUGACCGAUCUUCUUCCCCCUUUUUGCUUUUUAAAUUCAUGUUCUUUCCUGAUAAUAAGAUCUGGUUUGCAUAAAUGCUUGAAAGUUGAAAGUUAACAUCCCGUUAAGGAACCAGGAAAAUUAAACGCAUUGAUCAAGUUUGUACCUGACGAUGGCUAUUUUAUAUCUAAUAUUUGGUAAAGUUACUGAUGUCAAGUUUUGUUGAAUUAGAAACAACACGUGGAGUAGGAAGUUUAAGUUAAAAAAAACUUGAUGUUUGACACGGCGCUAACGAUGCUUUGAACAUUAUCCAUAGACAUUGGUUAUGCCAGAAAAUGUUGGUCUCUUUUCGUGUUUUAUCGGAAUGUUAUAACAUGUUCUACAUUUCUGCCUUCCUUCAAUAAAUUUCU